Messenger RNA from Oenanthe melanoleuca, 4538 nucleotides. RefSeq names its product synaptotagmin 8 (gene SYT8). The record is from RefSeq and is a predicted model, not a curated record. The transcript has 9 exons. Gene Ontology annotation, biological process: cellular response to calcium ion; calcium ion-regulated exocytosis of neurotransmitter; regulation of calcium ion-dependent exocytosis. Bases 179 to 1357 code for a protein of 392 amino acids. Lineage: Eukaryota; Metazoa; Chordata; Aves; Passeriformes; Muscicapidae. Gene Ontology annotation, molecular function: clathrin binding; syntaxin binding; phosphatidylserine binding. Gene Ontology annotation, cellular component: dense core granule; synaptic vesicle membrane; axon.
CAGGGCAGCCACCAUCCCUUCUGCACCCUCAGCUGCAGUGAGGUGGGGCUGACCCUGUGGGGUCCCAUCUCAGCCCACAGCAUGCCCCUGUCACACGAGGUGGCUUGACUGGAGCCUGCACAGCAGGAAGGGGAGACUGACACUGGGAAGGACACUUGUUGGUCACCCCAGAUUAGCCAUGGCAGUGGCAGGCAGGAGAGGCACUACAGCCUCCCCACACACCAGCAUCACCACCACGGCUUGGCCAGGCUCCCUGGACAGCUGGCUUAGCUGGAUCCCGUUACCCAAAUGGGCCCUCAUCACCGUGGCUGUGGCAGGGGCCAUUCUCCUCCUUCUCUUCCUCAUCUGCAUUGUCAAGUGCUGCUGCAGCAAGAAGAAGCCCAAGAAGAAGGAGAGAAUCGGCUUGUGUGCCGUCAGCAACUCCAGCACAACCAACCUUGUCCAGCCUGAGAUGGAGGACUUGGAGUGGGAAGUAGAGCAGAAGCGGCGAGGAAAGCUGCAGUACUCCCUGGAGUACAACUUCCGCAUACAGGAGCUGAAAGUUGGUGUGAAGCAGGCAGUUGAGCUGAAGGCCAUGGACAGUGGAGGCACAUCUGACCCGUAUGUGAUUGUCUACCUAACAUCCGAUAUGAGGAAGAGAUAUGAGACCAAGGUUUACCGCAAGACCCUGAACCCCAUCUUCAACGAGAGCUUCACUUUCCAGGUACCCCAGGCUGAGAUGUCUGAAUCCACACUGGUGAUGCAGGUCUAUGACUUCAACCGCUUUGCCAAGCAUGACAUCAUUGGUGAGGUCCGGCUGCCCCUGGCCAGUGUCAACCUGCAGCAUGUCAUCGAGCAGUGGAGUGACCUGGCGGUGGCCAGUAAAGUGGAGGAAGAGCAUUUGGGUGAGAUCUGCUUCUCACUGCGCUAUGUCCCCAGCACAGGCAAGCUGACAGUGCUCAUCCUGGAAGCCAAGCAGCUGAAGCGGAUGGAUUCUAAUGGACUCUCAGAUCCUUUUGUCAAGGUGCAUCUUAUACUGAACAGAAAGAAAUGGAAGAAAAAAAGGACAAGUGUGAAGAAAAACACCAUAAACCCUUACUUCAAUGAGGUGUUUGUUUUUGAGGUGCCUUUCAGUCAGAUCCAGAAUGUGGACGUGGUCAUCUCUGUCUGGGAUCAUGACAAAGUGACCAAGAACGAGCCCAUUGGCAAACUCUUCCUGGGCUGCCGAGCCACAGGCAACCAGCUGCGGCACUGGUCCGACAUGCUGUCCAACCCACGGCGGCCCCUCGCCCAGUGGCACAUCCUGCAGCCCCCAGACGUGGUGGACAAAGCCCUGGGACUGAAGUCCCACCUCAAGCUGCCCCUACACUCCAGAUAGUGGGGGUCUCCUUCUCCACCCAGGGAGCAGGAUGGUGGGCUUGUGGAGGAGUGAUGCGCUUCUGCUCAGCAAGCUCUAGACAUGUUGGUCCCAGCUCAUUGUCAGCAAAGGGGGGACUGGACUCCUUCAGCAAAGAGGGGACUGGGACUCCUUCUGGCCAAGAGAUGAUCUGGCUGCUGGUGCAGCUCAUGCUCUGUGUAAUAGCUGGGACAGGGCAGCUCAGCAUCCCAUGGCAAGGCUGGAUGUGGAGCAGAGGGUGCUAGAGGAGAUGGCAUGGGCACAGGAGCCAGCUCAUCCCAACUGCUUAUGGGCCGGGGGGGUGAAAUACACAGAGCUUCAGGCUCAUGCAAAACAGAGUCCAUUGAUAUUUAUAAAGCAGAGGGUUAACAUGCCAGUGGCAUGGGUGGGAGGUUUCUUUAGUUGUGAAUAACUUGGCAAGAAAUGUGUUCUUGGAAAGGCUUCAUGUGUCUUGUGAAGGAUUUUAAACAAGACCAAGGUAUUGAAGAAUGUAAGAGGCUUGAGAGAAGGAAUACAGGUGGAUGAGGAAGGUGUUGGAGAUGUCAGACUAGCUCUUUAGUGCCUCUGCAGUGUGUGUUCUGUCCAGGCUAGAGGCUAAAUGAAAAGCAAUGUGGCUUCACACUUAGCCCAUUCUCAGCCUGUGAUGAUUUGUGCACAGUAAGAUGUGGCUCAGGCUCUGGAACUCACCAGUGACCAUCCCCAUGGACCACACACAUGAAGAUGCACAGUGUCAGCUCCAUUCACCUCACUACAGGAGUGGCACAGCAAGGUUUGACCUCUGGCAGCUGGAGGUCCUGCCAGGGUGGAAGGGUUGAGGUCUUGCUUUCACACUGUGAUCACACCACCCUGGUAAGGCUGGCUCACAGCUCUCACGUCACUUCUGGCAGGUUACAUGUUUAAUCUGGGAGGUUUUUUGUGGCCGCAUGUCCUGCCCCACCCUGCUUUGUGGGGCCUUGGUGUGGGGGCUGCAUAAGUAAAGAUCUCUCCUAGAAGGAUGAGGGCAUGGGAUGGUGUUCCUGCAGGCCCUUGAGUAUGCUGCAGUUUGGGGUGACUCCAGAGCCGCUCCUCUGAGCUAUCUGCAGGAAGAAGCUCCCAGCACUGGGCUAGAGGAGGAGGGAAUUGCUCCUGUUCUGAAAUGCUUCUGCUACAAAGCAGCCACAGAACACAAGAUCUGGGCUCAUGCUGUGGAAUUUUGGCCCUAAAGACAAAAGUCCUUUUCACCACAGGGAGCUGCAGGCACAGUGCUAAUAGCUAUUGCCUGGGCUCUGGAGGGGAGAGAGCCUGGCACAUUAAUGAAAAGCUAUUAAUAUUAAAAAGCAGUUAAUCUGUGAUUACCCAGAGCUCCACAGAGCGACUAUCCAAGAGUUAAACAAACAUGAAGCUGAGGAAGAUUAUGAAAAGUCUCGAUAGAGAUUAAUGACCUGAGCUUAACCAUAAAAAGCUGCUGCUGUGUCUGCCUCCUGAUGAAUAUUCUCCAGGCUUUGCUGUGGCCGUGAGGAGGGCAGAAAUGACAGCGUGGUUUUGAGAUGACUGUAACAAGUGAAGUGUGGCUUCUGCUGGGGAAACAGCAUCUGCUGGCAGCCGCUAAUGAGAUGGAGGAGGAAAUCAGUCACCUGAGAAAGACUUGUAAAGGGAUGUUUUAAACCCUCAGCCUUCAGUCUCAACCUUAGAAUCAGCCUAGAGCAGGCUGUGCAGAAGGGAACAUCUCUGAAUUGGGUUUGGAGUUCCAAAUCUAUUGCCAGAUUGGUUUUUGGUGAUGCUGUUGUGGUGAUUUAGGGCCAUGCAGCAUCCAGAAAGGGCUUUUGGAGGUGUUUGGAACAGGCAGUUCUUAUUUUUGUGUGUGUGUGUAUGUGUGCUUUUUCCAGUCCUCUUAUUUUGAAGUCAUAGCCUUGAGGUUCGCUGCAUAAUUUAUGGGACUGGGCAUAAAAGUAUGUGCAUAUUAGUCCCAAAACAGAUGCAAUUGAAGGAGGUGCAGAGACAGCCCUCCCUUGAGAAGAGUUCUACCCCACACCAGUGCCUGCCCCUUCUCUGCAGCUUUGGCCUUGCUCAGUGCUGGGUGAGCAGAGCUGGAGAGGAAAGGCCACGGUGCUUUUAGGGGAAAGGCCAGGGAAGGUGGGAGUGAGCAUAGAGCUGGGCUGGCUCUGGGCAACCUGGAGCAAGCCUUUGUGCAGUAAAAACUCAGCAAACCGAGUUGUUUGCUAAGGAGGGAGAGGCAAGCAGGUGGGGAUGUUCUCCACCCAGCUCCAGCUUUUAAUGCACCGCCAAGGCUGCUUUUCCCCUCCGUCAUCAUUUCUCUUUCUCAGUGAGCCUUGUGUGCUUACAGCACGGCUUUGAGCACUCCCCUCCCCUGGCAGGAUCCUCUUAGUGUCUGCUGGCAGCUGUUUGAAGCAGGGCUGGUGGAUCUGGGCUUCAUUUCAUGCCUUAUUUCACCCCAAAUGAACACAGCCUGCUCGGGAGCCUGUUUGCAGGAAGGCAGACAGCCCUGUCUCGUGUGCAAGCCAUCUCCUUUUCACCUCCCUGUGGCCUUGGUGGGGCUGGCUGUCCCUCAUCCAUCAAAGCCAGAUGCCUGAACAUCUUCUGCCUCACCAGUGCUCCUCCUGCACUUGGAGGGUGGCAGAUGCAACAAGAAGAGAAGUAAAGGAGGGGGAAAAGCAGCUCCUCCUCAGCUUGUGCCUGUGCUGGGUUCUGCAUCUAGAGGGCAGGGCAGUACGUGCUCUGGGCUGGCUCUCUGUGUCAUCUGCUCUGUGGCCCCUGUUAGAGCCUCACCAGCCCAGAUUUCUUCUCUGGAGAUGGAGCCCGUGUUCAAGAGGGAGAGAAAGCAGCGAUGCUGUGCCAGCCCUUUCCCAUGGCUGCACAGCUUAUGUGGCAAUGCUGGAGGUGUCUGAGUGCCUUUUUCCAGGAUCAGCAGCCAGCCCUUGCCUGAUCCUGCACCACAGGGGCCAAGAGGGUUUUGCUGGUGAUUAAGGAGGGGCAAAAAUCAGGUGUCCAAACCAUCCAAGGUGGCUGGGUGGUGGAUGGGGAGUUUGUCUCUCUGCAUUUAAUUAUCAGCUUUGCAGGUCAGUGGCAAGGCAAAAAGAGCUUGGGCCAAGCAGAGGUCUGUUAAAAGAGACAAGAAACACUGAAAAUUGAGGGGUGUGUUUGUUAUUAAGAUUUAUAAUCUCAA